GCCCCACAUUAGUCCGAAAUUAAAUCAAACACAGCAAACGUUUUGAAUAAUGACCAAAAGCAAAAAACAAUUACGUGAAUUGCACAGCGCCAAGGAAGCCGCUCAGGCCACCAACGACCGGCUAGACACUUGCAACGAUGCCUACACAAGCGGCGCCUUCAAGUACCUGCGACUCCUUGUGCACGCGCUGGCAGCGGCACAAUUCUCGUAUGGCAUUUACUAUCACUACUUCCGUGUGCACUGGCCCAAGGACCUGCAGGACGAGGAGGAGCUGAAGGCACGCUGGGGCGGCAAGUUCAAGUAUCUGACAUUCCUGGACGUCAUAUUGCAGGCCCUCUACCACAGUCUGGCCUUGCUCAACGAUCUUUUUGGCGACAAUACCGUCAACGUGGCCACAAAGUCCAAGCUGCGGUCGGUCCGCGAUUAUGUGUUCUCGGCCCUGGCCUUUCCCGUGGCCCACAAUGUUUGCAUCUCGUUCUGGGUCAUUUAUAUGUGGGAUCGCGAGCUCAUCUUUCCCUCAGCGUUGGACGCCAUAUUUCCAAGCUGGCUAAACCAUGUGGUACAUACGAAUGUGGCCCUGCUGGCGGUAAUGGACAUGUUUACGUGCUUCCGUCGCUACCCCAGCCGCCUGGCCGGCGUCACGGGCAACAUUUCGUUCAUUCUGCUGUACAUUAUUUGGCUGCACAUCGUGCGCUACUUCAGCGGUGAGUGGGUUUAUCCCAUUUUGGAGGUGUUACCCAUGCCGCUGCGCUACCUGUUCCUGGCCCUUUUGGUGGGCUUCAAUCUCGUUUGCUACUUGCUGGGCGAGUACUGCAACAGCGUGGUCUGGGCACAGGAGUUUAAGCUGCUGCAGCGGCAGCAGAAGAUCAAACAGGGCUAGGACUUGAAAUGGAUUUAAAAUCGUUUUAUUAGUCACACACAAAAAAACAUAUGAGAUAUUUUGUAAACGUUGUAAAGGCACUUUUUUGUAAUACUCGUAAA
Molecule: messenger RNA, 981 nt
Organism: Drosophila subobscura
Lineage: Eukaryota; Metazoa; Arthropoda; Insecta; Diptera; Drosophilidae
Product: androgen-induced gene 1 protein
Exons: 2
Coding region: 50-880 (276 amino acids)
Cellular component (GO): endomembrane system; membrane
Source: RefSeq, a predicted model, not a curated record